CACAGUGCUCAAAUCUCAAAAUAGACAAUACAAACAUACUUCCCCUGCACUUGCCGGCCUUCCUAUAUUGGCACCAGCUAAGUACACCUUCCAUUUUUCAUCUUCCCACCUAAUUACACUCCACCGCUGUUCCACCCUCUUUAGCAAAAAUCCAAAAAUCCAUAUUAUAACACUCCCACAAAAAGAUUACACCUGCAGAGAUUCACUUAAUCUUGUAAAUUUUCCCUUCAGAUUACACAACUCACUUCAGAUUGUUCAGAUGUCUCUAAAAUCUACACCAUUUUUAGACUUUCAUUUACAGCAAUGACAACAGCUUCAAUAUUCCUCCAUCGCUUCACCUCAUUUUAGUCAGAUCACCUAAAAUUUGAAAUGAAGAAGCUGAAAACCUAUUAUCUUCACCUUAGACACCCAACAACAAUGGAGCGGAAGUGGAUCUUUCCACUAGCCAUAGGCUCCAUUGUUUCCCUUUUCCUCUUAUUCCUCACAACCCUAACUUCACCGGACGGCACUCCUUUAUUACCCCUUUAUCGCUACUACUCUUCCUAUUCAGCCGCCGCCAACGUCUUCGUCGAAUCAAAGCUUAAACCUUUACCCAUCUCCGCCGUUCCUCCGCCGCCGCGAUUUGCUUACCUCAUCUCCGGCUCCGCCGGCGACGGCAACAUGACGAAGCGAACCCUUCAAGCUCUGUACCACCCGAAUAACCAGUACGUUGUGCAUCUCGAUGUUGAGUCAUCACCCGAAGAGCGACUCGAUCUGCGUAAUUAUGUGACUAAUCACCCGAUUUUUAAUAAAUUCAAGAAUGUAAGGAUGAUUACUAAAGCUAAUCUGGUCACUUACCGGGGCCCCACUAUGGUUGCGAAUACCCUUCACGCUGCUGCCAUUUUGCUCAAGGAAGGUGGUGAAUGGGAUUGGUUCAUUAACCUCAGUGCUUCUGAUUACCCACUUGUUACUCAAGAUGAUCUGCUUCAUACAUUUUCGUAUUUGCCCCGGGAUCUUAACUUCAUUGAUCACACAAGUAAAAUUGGCUGGAAGGAGUUUCAAAGGGCAAAGCCAAUUAUUAUUGAUCCGGGAUUGUACAUGACUAAAAAGGCAGAUGUUUUCUGGAUUACACAGAGAAGAAGUGUGCCAACAGCUUUUAAGCUUUUUACUGGGUCUGCCUGGAUGGUCCUUUCUCGCCCUUUCAUUGACUUCUGCAUAUGGGGAUGGGACAACUUGCCCCGGACUGUUCUUAUGUACUAUGCAAAUUUCAUCUCUUCUCCGGAAGGCUAUUUCCAUACUGUCGUCUGUAAUGCUCAGGAGUUCCGCAACACUACAGUAAACAGUGAUCUUCACUUUAUAUCAUGGGAUAACCCUCCAAAGCAACACCCACAUUACCUUACACUUGAUGACAUGCAAAGGAUGGUUGACAGUAAUGCUCCUUUUGCAAGAAAGUUCCCUAGGGAAGAUCCGGUGCUUGACAAAAUUGAUUCUGAACUCCUAUUUAGAGGUAAAGGCAUGCUUGUUCCAGGUGGGUGGUGCAUUGGAAGUCGGAAGAAUGGGACAGAUCCUUGCUCUGUCACAGGUAAUAUCGCCGUCCUCAGACCUACUGCAGGGGCAAAGAGGUUGGAGAAGUUGAUAGGAUCUCUCUUAUCGAAUGAGAAUUUCCGGUCCAACCAGUGCAUAUAGCAAACAUGCCUUAGAAAGUUGUUUUCUUAAUUAUAGUCUUCAGAGGAAAACAAGGAAUGCCAUGAUCUGAUUGUUUUCUUCUGCAAGAGACUGAUCUGAAUGUAUCCAAUCUGCAGUAAUGCUUGUAUUCUGCAGAGAAAAAUGGAAAAAAGAAAAAAUAUACAGUAAUGCUCCAGUAAUGCAAGGGCACGUGUAUCUGGUCUUUGUUGCUACAUGCCUUAGAAAGAGCAUGUAAUCCCCUCAUUCUGAAUUUUGUUACUUAAAUAGGAUGGAGCAUUUUGACGACGUGAGACCUUUGGGGAAGAGAAGUGUAUCAGGUUUGUUUCCGCUUCAAUUGUGAAACUACCGUGUAGUUAUAUCUUCUUUCUAUUAUAGGCUUGUAGAACAAGAUUAAUUGGAGUCUCAUCUAUAAGUUUUGCUCAUCAUUUAAUCUGGAAUUUCCCCCCUUCUAUUUUGAGUUUCA
Molecule: messenger RNA, 2128 nt
Organism: Nicotiana tabacum (common tobacco)
Lineage: Eukaryota; Viridiplantae; Streptophyta; Magnoliopsida; Solanales; Solanaceae
Product: beta-glucuronosyltransferase GlcAT14B
Cellular component (GO): membrane
Molecular function (GO): glucuronosyltransferase activity
Source: RefSeq, a predicted model, not a curated record